AAGCUAAAAGCAAAAGUACAGAGAGAGUGAGUGAUAGAGAUUUUUGCACACUAAACAGUGUAAUGAAGAGGGAAAAAAGAAACAAAAUGAUGCCUUGAGGGAGAAAACAGAUUGAUUGCUUUUCUCUUUUUUUUUUUUUGUUUCUUUAUCCUUCUAUCUUUUUGUUUACAUUACAAGAACAUGAUCGAUUUAUCCUAUUACCAUCACUGUUUUGUGAUCUCUCCUUCUUCUCCAUGUCGAUGAGGGAAACUAUGAAGAAAGCUUCGAGAUUUACACACUCUUUUUCUCACUCGUCCAACUCAGAUAUUAUGAUGUGGUGAUUGGAACGGAAAUGGAAUUUGGUAAAGGAAUUGAUAUGGAACAAAGCCCCAACAGUGUUCUUCCUCCUCCGCGUCCUUACACUGAAUCAGAAAAGAGGAGUACAAGACUGAAGCCACCUCGUAGAGAUGAGAUAUUGAGAGUUAAAGAAGGCUUCACCGAGAUAAGCUUCAGGCGCUACCGUAGCACAUCCUGUAAGAAUUUUCCUUCAAAACCUCUUGCAAUGUCGGAUAAAUCAGAGCAAAGGCGAGGUUCAGUGUAUCAGAGCUCCAAUGAAUUGUUUAAAGAACUUAGAGAUCCUGUACGUAAAGAUUCAAAAGCAAAACUUGAGCUGUCUCGUAGUAGUGAUGCUUCUUUCUCCUUUAGAGUUGUUGAUUCAUCAAGAAAGGGAAGUACAGAGAAGAGACCGGACAAGAAGCUUUCAGAUGGACAGAAGUCAUCAGCUGAACCUUACAACUCUAGCAACUUCAUUGACAUUUGUUUGAAAUCAGGUAUUAAAGAUAGAGCUGUGGUGUUGGAUUCAGAUGAUGAUUUAGUGGGUCCCUCGAACGAAUGUAAUGACCAUAAAAUUAGAUUGCCUAAGCCACAUUCUGCAAAGGUAGAUAAGGUUACAGUCUCUUCAUCCGAAACCAGUUGCAAUAAGGAAAGCUCAAGAGUGAGGAAAAUGUUUGAUCCAUUUGUUAAGUCAAAGUCUCUGAGAAGUCCUCUUGGGUAUAUAGGAGAAUCAGGUGAUCAGUUCAGAUUUGGAUGUACAGAAAAACCGGGGAAGAACAAUGAGCGUUGCAAAUCUAUGUUGAGUGACUACUCAAAUAUUCAUAUAAAACCGAAUCUUUGUCCUCCUCCAGUUGUCAAUAAGGAUUAUACUUUGGUGCUGAAAUCUUCUCCGGUUCAUCUACAUUGCCGUCUCAAAGUGGAAAGCAAACAUGGAUUGCCUGUUUUUCAGUUUGUGUCAGAUUCUCCUGAGGAUGUUUAUGCUGCAAAGACGUGGAAAUCUGACAGUGGUUCGAGUUGGGUUUAUACAUUUUCGUCUGCUGGAAGCAGAAAGAGAAGCAGUGCUAGUGUGCGGGGUUUGAUGAACGAUGUUAACAAAGACUCUUUGCUGGUGGCUCAGAUGCAAGUUUCCUGUAACAUGUGCUCAGAGGUCAGAAAAAAGGGACAAGAUCCAGAGACUUUGAUGGUAAAUGAGUUUGUUUUGUAUGAUAUUGCACAAGCAAGACGGAGUGUUUCCACAAAGGAAGAUCAAUCACUACCACUCGAUACGGUUACUAAUGCCUCCAAGAAUCCUGCUAAACCAGACUCAGAUUCAAGAAAUAGCACAAUGUCCGGGGAUGUUUCUGAAUCAGUGAAGCAGAGAUCUCAGCCGAAACGUACAUCUCAAAGCUAUGAUCUCGAGGCUUCAAAUGGAACAAACCCGUGGUCAGCUGCAGAUUUGCAUCCUGACCUUGAGAUCGCGGCUAUAAUCAUCCAAGACACGAUUGAGAAGAGAGAAAGCUUGAAAUACAGAAGAGGUGACAAAAGGUUGAUGGAGAAAACGAAUCUUCUUGGUCUUUCUCCAAUAGAGGAGGAGAAGAAGGAGUGGUUUGGCAGCAGAAGCUCAGAAAAGUUGAAGGUUGUAAUCCCAAGGGGAAACCAUGGGCUACCAACUACUGAAAACCCCGGUCCUUCGCCUUUGAUUCAGAGAUGGAGGUCAGGAGGUGGUUGUGACUGUGGUGGUUGGGACAUGGCUUGUCCACUAAUGGUUUUGGGAAAUCCUCGUAUCUCAUGUUCUCAUGAUCAGCCUCUUUUAGACAAUCAGCAUCCAUUGCAACUAUUUGUCCAGGGUGCUAAAGAGCAUAUACCAGCAUUGUACAUGUCAUUUGUUGAGGAGGGGCAAUACGAUGUUCAUUUCCACGCUCAGUUAUCAACUUUGCAAGCAUUCUCAAUCUGUGUUGCCAUAUUACAUAAUACGGAAGUCUCAGAUAGUUACAGAAACGGCGAGAAUGUACAACAGUUCUCGCAUUGCAACUCGUUGAAAAUGCUGAUUGAUGAUGAUAUUCAGUUCUUGGUUGAAGCAGUAACCGAGGAAGAGGAAAAGAAAGUCCCUAUGUCUGUGAAAGACGUUGCGACUGCUCUUCAAUCCUACAUGCCAAACCCUCCUUUCUCGCCAAUCUCCAGAGUGUAGUCUGCGAUGCUGUCAUUAUUGCAGAUACAUCUGAGUUCUUGUUGUCCCCGGUUGGCGAUAAGAAGAGAAGAGAAGAGAAGGUUGGUCUCCAACUCCCGGACGAAAGUGCAGCCAUGAAAGCAGCAGACUCGCCGGACAAGCUAGAGCUAAGAUGGGAGGGUCUCUGAUCUCCAGACUGAGAAAGGCUUCACAUUAUUUGUUGCGUUAUUUAUUCAUUCUUCUGAGUAGUAUCUAGGCAAAAGAAAAAGCCACACUGUUCAUAUUGUAAGGUAGCAAAUGGGAGGUGUCCAAUUUGGUUAGAAGUCUUAUAAGCGUAGAGUUGGUAGAUCAGAUCCUUCAAAAAAAGUUUUGUAACUUGUAGUGAAUAAUGGAUCUUCCUGUUCUCUCUCC
Molecule: messenger RNA, 2869 nt
Organism: Eutrema salsugineum
Lineage: Eukaryota; Viridiplantae; Streptophyta; Magnoliopsida; Brassicales; Brassicaceae
Exons: 3
Coding region: 332-2479 (715 amino acids)
Source: RefSeq, a predicted model, not a curated record